CGGCCUCAAUGUGAACAGAGUCUUCACUGAUGCUGCUCAGAAGAUCAUGGCAGCCAAGAAGCAAGCUGCUCUACUGGCUUCCUGUAAAUCUCUCCCAAACUCUCCCAGUCACUCUGGAGGAUCCACCCCAGUGUCAGGUGUCUUUCCAGGACAGGCCAGUAACGGUGGUCAGAGCAGUGAUUACUCCUCAUCACUUCCCUCCACCCCUGUGAUCAGUCAUAAGGAGAUCGGCAGGACAGCCAGAGGGGAGAAACAAGACAGUGCCACGCCUGGGUCAGUGCGAAGCGCCACCCGAAGACGCACCUCUCGAUUUGCGGGCCGGAGAGGCAGUGAUUCAAACAGAAGAAGUGCAGACUAUAAAGGAGAUCUGGGCAGUGGGCGCUCCAUUCCCAUCAAACAGGGCUUCUUGCUGAAGCGCAGUGGAAGCUCACUCAACAAAGAGUGGAAGAAGAAGUAUGUCACACUGUCCAACGAUGGCAUACUGUCCUAUCACUCCAGUGUCAAUGACUACAUGCUGAACACCCCGGGGAAAGAGAUGGACCUGCUGCGAGUGACAGUGAAGGUGCCGGGAAAGCGACCGCCCCGUGCUGUACCUGCCGGCGGCCCUCCAGUCGGGCUCAACGGGCGGGUCAAAGACGUGCCGGGACCUGAGGGUCUCAGCCCAGUCCCUGUAAGUGCCAGUAGUCUCCUGCAAGUGGAGGAAAUGGAAGGCCUGGGCGGUGCACUCUUCCUGAGGAGUAACAGAGGGGUGCAGCGAUGUCCUUCCACAUUAUCUAACCAUGCUCAAAGUGUUGACUCUGCAGUUGAGGGAGUCUCCAGCUCCUCCUCCACCAAAGAUGUUGGCUCUGCCUCCCCAGUGACUGACAGGAAGAAGCAUCGUAGGAAGAAGAGCAUGAACCAGAAAGGAGAUGCAACCACUGGCCAAGCAGAUGCCAAGCGCAAAAUGUGGAAACUGAAAAGCUUUGGUAGCUUAAGAAACGUAAGCAAGACAGAUGAGGAUAACUUUGACUUCCUCAUCGUGUCGAGCACUGGCCAGACGUGGCACUUUGAAGCCCAGAGUGUGGAGGAGAGGGAUUCCUGGGUCCAAGCCAUCGAGAGCCAGAUCCUGGCCAGUCUGCAGCUGUGUGAGAGCAGCAAAAACAAGGCUCGCAAGAACAGCCAGAGUGAAGCGGUGGCUCUGCAGGCGAUCCGCAACGCAAAGGGCAACAACUUCUGUGUUGACUGUGAUGCACCAAAUCCAACCUGGGCCAGUCUGAACCUGGGCGCUCUCAUAUGCAUCGAGUGUUCAGGAAUCCACAGGAACUUGGGAACCCAUCUGACGCGUGUUCGCUCCCUGGACCUUGACGAUCUGCCACGAGAGAUGACUCUGGUUCUCCGUGCCAUCGGCAACCACAUGGUCAACAGUAUAUGGGAGGCGCGCACACUGGGGCGGCGUAAACCAGCGCCCGAUGCUACAAGGGAGGAGCGGGAGUCUUGGAUCAGAGCCAAAUAUGAGCAGAAACUGUUUGUGGCGCCGUUGCCUCCUCCCACUCCCAGUGAGGGCCCAGACAUCACACUAUCUGGCCGUCUUCUGUUGGCAGUGAUGGAGCACAACCUCCCCAGGCUGCUGCUCCUUUUGGCCCACUGCACUAAGGAGGACAUUAAUGCACCUCUCAGCCUGGCCCUCUCAUCCAGGUCGCUCUUAGCGCUGCGACUGCCCGGCUCUGCCCUGCACGCUGCCUGUCAGCAGGCUGAUGUGGUGAUGACGCAGCUUCUUGUUUGGUAUGGCUGUGAUGUUCGGUGUCGGGACGCUCAGGGGCAGACAGCGUUGGCUCUGGCUCGUUGUGCUGGCAGCCAGGAGUGCGUCGACAUCUUGCUCCAGUACGGAUGCCCAAAUGAACCGUCCCCCUCCGUCGCCACGACAGUCGGUUUCGCAGCAGCCGCUACAUCCAGCUUCCCUGUUGCUAUGACGCCUAGCCUGACGGUUGCCACGACACUCAAGAUCUCGCACAAGAGCGGUGGCACCAGCUUGAGCUACAGCACUUCCAGAAGAGCAGUGUCAUAAUGGAAAUAUGCUCAAAGUGAAAUCCUCAUGGUAAUCUUAUCAAGAAUGUGUGCCAGGAGGACUGGGACAGGGGAGGGAGGACUAAACAAGGACACAAAUUACUGUUUCAUCACUGAGAAUGCAUUUUAUAGGAACACAUGUACUGUUGGUGCCAUAUUCACCUGUUGGACUUACAACCAUCUCACUCUCUAAAACUGAGAUUUAAACCGCAGCUAAGUUAAACCUUUCAGUUUCAGGCAA
Molecule: messenger RNA, 2284 nt
Organism: Seriola dumerili (greater amberjack)
Lineage: Eukaryota; Metazoa; Chordata; Actinopteri; Carangiformes; Carangidae
Product: arf-GAP with GTPase, ANK repeat and PH domain-containing protein 2-like
Exons: 15
Coding region: 47-2044 (665 amino acids)
Cellular component (GO): nucleus
Molecular function (GO): GTPase activator activity; protein binding
Source: RefSeq, a predicted model, not a curated record